AUGGUGAAUAAAAAAGAUACAAUUACUUUUAUUUUGACCUAUUUAUCCUUUUUAAACUGUAUUUCUUGUAUUUCCAGCGUUAACCUUCCUUUGAGAAUUUACCCAUCAAACGAGGUAUUUGUUACUGUGAUCGAAUAAAGGGGAUGUUAGGUGUAAUUUAUACCUGACUUAAGCUACUGCUCUACUAAUGUAAUUGAAGAUCCUACUAAUACAGUCGAAUGUGGAGUAGAGUACCUUGGAAGAAGCCCUUUUUACACAUAUGGUGGAGAAUACACAUCCUUUUUCUCAUUAGGAGAUACUCACGCUUACUUGAAUUACACUAUACUUGAUAAUCCAUAUGCUGUUAAUGGCAGUCACCUUUGCUUUUUUAGUUAACCAGGAUAAGUGAAUGACAAUAUAAUCGAUUAGCUCUUUUCAUAAGGCUUGAUAGAUCACAAGAAGUUCUAUAUCGAUAUCAAGAAUAUUAAAAAAAGUACUAUUGUAGGUAGUAUUGAUAUUGGUAAUCCUAACUACUAUCUGAUCAAAAAGGGAUAAGGUUUUACUACCUUAAAACCCUAUCCAGGUAAUUUUGGAUAUUCUGCCUCAUCAAAUGGAAAUAUGAAUUAUGGAGAUUUGAGUUUGUAUGGUUUUGAUUCUGUAAGUUUUAGCAUAAAUGAUCCAUAUAUUUAGAUCCCAGAAUUUUCUCUUAAGCUAAUUUUACAAGACUUUAAACGCUAGGGAAUUGCAUUCGUAUACUAACCAGACAAAGAUUAUGCUCUUUAUGUGAAAUCAAUUCAAAAACUUAAAAAUAUAUAGAUUGAUGUAACUGCUGAAGAUGGAUCUUCCUUUACAGUUAACUUAAAGCCUUAAUAAUACUCAAGAAUGUUAUAUGAUGGAACAUAUGAAUUACUCUUGUACCCUACAUUUUACAAUAGUGGCCUUAGUAUAGGUUAUGCUGCUCUCUAGGCUUACUAUGUUGGUUUUGAUUUUAUAGAACAUACAAUUUACAUAGCUGAAAAAUCAGAUAACAACAUAAUUGCUUAAUGA
Messenger RNA from Tetrahymena thermophila SB210, 1026 nucleotides. RefSeq names its product transmembrane protein, putative. NCBI's taxonomy places the organism in Eukaryota, Ciliophora, Oligohymenophorea, Hymenostomatida, Tetrahymenidae. The record is from RefSeq and is a predicted model, not a curated record. The transcript has a single exon.